Messenger RNA from Cajanus cajan (pigeon pea), 1587 nucleotides. RefSeq names its product pectinesterase. The record is from RefSeq and is a predicted model, not a curated record. Gene Ontology annotation, biological process: cell wall modification. Gene Ontology annotation, molecular function: enzyme inhibitor activity; pectinesterase activity. NCBI's taxonomy places the organism in Eukaryota, Viridiplantae, Streptophyta, Magnoliopsida, Fabales, Fabaceae.
AUGGCCAGAAAUCUUGGCCUAAUUGUCUUCAUAUCCUUGUUUUCUCUGUCUUCCCCAGCCCUAACAACCAUUUUCUCAAAUGCCAUUGAUUUUUGGUGCAAUAAAACCCCACAUCCUCAAACAUGCAAGCACUUUGCCGCCACAAAUCAUCACCAAUUUCAAGAUGGUAUCCCAAAAAGUGCAUCACAAUUCAAGAACCUCAUCCUCAGAAUUGCAAUGGACCAAUCAUUGAAAACCCAAACUCAUAUCAUGUGGUUGGGAUCCAAAUGUGUGAGCAAGCAAGAAAAAGAAGCGUGGAGAGAUUGCAUAACCCUUUAUCAAGACACCAUCAACAUUCUCAACCAAGCCCUUAACCCUACGAAACAAAGCACUAGCUUUGAUCUCCAAACAUGGCUUAGCACAGCCUUAACCAACAUUGACACAUGCCAAACCGGGUUCCAAGAGCUUGGGGUUAGCAACAACAAUGUUCUAUCUCUCAUUCCCAACAAGAAUAUCUCAGAGAUCAUAAGCAAUUUUUUGGCUCUUAAUAAUGCUUUUUCGUUAAUUCCUUCAAAGACUAACGAAGAUGGCUUCCCAAGAUGGUUAUCACCCGGUGAUAGGAAGCUUGUAGAGUCACCAUUGUUAUCACCAGAUGUUGUGGUAGCUAAAGAUGGUUCAGGGAAUUUUGAGACCAUCAAAGAAGCUUUGAAAGCAGUUUCCAAAAGGAGUGGGAGAAAGAGGUUUGUGAUAUAUGUUAAGCGUGGGGUUUACGAUGAAAACAUUGUGAUUGGAAAAUCUUUGAAGAAUAUUAUGUUGUAUGGUGAUGGUAUAAGGCUCACAAUCAUUUCUGGUAAUCGAAGUGUUGGAGGAGGUUCUACCACUUUUAAUUCAGCAACAGUUGCGGUGACAGGAGAUGGGUUCAUGGCACGUGACAUGACAUUCCGCAACACAGCAGGAGCAGAAAAGCACCAAGCGGUGGCAUUGCGUUGUGGUGCAGACCUCUCUGUCUUCUACCGCUGUGGCUUUGAAGGGUACCAAGACACUCUCUAUGUCCACUCCCAAAGACACUUCUACAAGGAAUGCCACAUUUAUGGUACAGUCGACUUCAUCUUUGGCAACGCCGCUGUUGUCUUUCAAUCCUGCAAUAUAUAUGCCAGAAGGCCAAUGCCAAAACAGAAAAAUGCCAUAACAGCUCAAGGUAGAACAGAUCCGAAUCAAAACACUGGGAUUUGCAUCCAGAACUCGAAUGUAAUGGCUGGUGAAGACCUAGUGCCCGUGUUGAGUUCCUUCAAAACCUUCUUGGGUAGGCCAUGGAAGGAGUAUUCAAGGACAGUGUUCAUACAUACUUACAUUGAUGGGUUGGUAGACCCUGCAGGGUGGUUAGAGUGGAAAGGCGAUUUUGCCCUCGACACUUUGUAUUAUGGAGAGUAUAUGAACCUUGGUCCUAGGGGUUCCACAAGAGGUAGAGUCAAAUGGCGUGGUUACCAUGCCAUAACAAAUGCAACCGAAGCAUCCAAAUUCACGGUUGAAAAUUUUAUUGCUGGAAGAUCAUGGUUACCAGCCACAGGCAUUCCAUUCUUCUCCGGACUCUACUAUAUAGUUAAUUAA